Molecule: messenger RNA, 1676 nt
Organism: Rhizophagus irregularis DAOM 181602=DAOM 197198
Lineage: Eukaryota; Fungi; Glomeromycota; Glomeromycetes; Glomerales; Glomeraceae
Molecular function (GO): glutamate-5-semialdehyde dehydrogenase (NADP+) activity; NADP binding
Source: RefSeq, a predicted model, not a curated record
AGUUCAAAAAGUACAGUUCAAAAAAGACAAGGCUUUAUCGCUCCCUAAUGCACUAUAAAUUUUACAUCACGUGAUAUUACGUGAUUUAAUACGUAGCAAAUACAAUUCUCUAUUGUAUAAAAUGUCAACCGAAAAUAUAGUUAAUAUAGCCCAAAGAGCACGUAUUGCUGCCAAUAAACUUCAAUAUGUGACUACUCAAGAUAAGAGUGUUGCACUUAAUAAAAUUAUAAGUGUUCUUGCUGAUAAGAAACAAGAAAUCUUCAAGGCGAAUAGAACUGAUAAAGAGAAUGCUGAGAUAUUGGUAAAUGCUGGGACAUUAUCUGCUUCAUUGUUUAAGCGAUUGGACCUUGAAAAGGGAGAUAAAUUUGACACCAUGCUUAAAGGAGUAUCUGACAUCGAUCAAUUACCAGAUCCUACUGGUCAAAUUACUUAUUCAUGUAAACUUGAUGAAGGUUUAGAACUUUAUCGUGUUACCUGUCCUGUUGGGGUUUUGUUAGUGAUUUUUGAAGCAAGGCCUGAGGUGGUUGUCAAUAUUUCCUCGUUAGCUAUAAAAUCUGGCAAUGCUGUAAUUUUGAAAGGAGGAAAAGAAUCUAUCCUUUCUUUGGCAGCACUAUCGACGGCUAUUCAAUCUGCUUUAGCUGAUACUGUGAUUCCACCAGAUGCUAUCCAACUUGUUGAAACUCGUGAAGAAAUCAAAGCUUUAUUAGAAUUGGAUAAAUAUAUUGAUCUAGUUGUUCCACGUGGAAGUAAUAGUUUGGUGAAAUAUAUUCAGAGUAAUACAAGGAUACCCGUUUUGGGACAUGCCGAUGGUUUAUGCUCAGUGUAUGUUGACAAAGACGCUGAUAUCGAUAAAGCUGUUCGAGUUGUUGUUGAUUCAAAAAUCAAUUAUCCUGCAGCAUGUAAUGCAGCCGAGACACUUCUCGUAAAUCGCUCGAUUCUAUCAACACAUCUUAUACCUAUUACUACUGCAUUACAAAAAGCAAACGUUAAAUUACAUCUUGACUCUGAAUCUCUUUCUCAUCUUCCUUCUAUAGACAGUUCGUUAAUCAAAGAAUGUGUGGCAGAAGAUUUCGAUACCGAAUUUUUGGAUUUAGAAAUUGCAGUUAAAGUUGUUGGUGACGUGGAAGAAGCAAUUCAACAUAUAAAUUCACAUGGUAGCAAACACACAGAUGCUAUUGUCACGGAAAACGAACAAGUCGCAAAGAGAUUCAUGCAGGGUGUUGAUGCUGCAGGAGUAUAUUGGAAUGCGAGCACCAGAUUUGCUGAUGGCUUUCGAUAUGGAUUUGGAGCUGAAGUUGGAGUGAGUACUAAUAAAACUCACGCACGAGGUCCGGUAGGUCUCGAAGGGUUAGUUAUAUAUAAGUAUAAACUUUAUGGUAAUGGACAUAUCGUUGAAGAAUUUGGUGAAGGUUCUGGAAAAAAGAAAUACUUACAUGAAAAAAUUGAUGUAACUGAAAAGAUUGUAUAAUAAUGUUUUGUGAGUAUUAAAUUGAUUAGAUAUUUUAGUUAAAUAAUGACCAUCAUCACGGAAGUUAUAUUAGCGAUCACGAGGGUUAAUUGCAUGUUAACCGAAUUAGUGAAUGGAUUUAAAAACUGCAACACAAAUUGACUUUAUUUAUUUUGAAUUGUAAUGAUUUUGAAUUGUAAUGUUAUUCAAAUAAUUGAUUUGCUCUGCA